UGCUCUGAGGAGCUAAUCAUUUGCAUAUCACAGCAUCUUCUUCCUGUCGGUUAAAUUUCACGUUGUAGAACAUCAUCUUCGUGGUGUAGCAAUUUUAAUGGCCAGUAGUGUAUCUGUUAAUGAGGAGACCAUAACAACUUCUUCUAUUUUUACAUUUGGUCAUCAAUUACACGAAAUACUGAAAGCUAAAUUUUUGCUGCCACUGGAAGUCGUUAGACAGGCAACCUGCUGCUGCGACAGUGCGCCGUUUAGCCGUUUGGUUAUACAGAUGCUGGCUGGUGGUCAGGAGGUGACGUGACUUCGGAGGUGGUUCCUCAUUGGCGGAGGUUUUAUGGUGGGGCUGGAAGAAGAAGCCCCUGCCACCGACCGGGACUGCACGCCAUGGGCUCUUCGCCGGCGUUCCUGGGAGGGGGACGUCAGAAUGGCCGCCCGCCGCUCUUCCUCGUUGUGCUGUGAGUCACGGCUGCAGUACUGUUUCGGCAGUAGCCGGAGGCGUACGGAGCAUGCUGGAGGACGGCCGCCUCUGCGCCUUCAGCGGCACGUUGCUGCUGGUUUUGCUCGUUCUGAUCUGCCUGCGGCCUGCGGGCGUCGCCUGUCGCAUGAAAUGCUCGGCAGGCGGUUUGUGCCCCGGCAGUUACCUGUGCUGCCACAAUCAACUUUGCUGUCUGCGGUCUCAGAGAAUCGCAGAGAUAGCUGGUGCAAUUGGUGGCGUCAUUCUUCUACUCGGAGGCGUGGCUUUCUGCUGUAUCCAGUGUUGCAGGACCAGAAGACAAGAUGCCAGCAACCCAGUACUGAGGUUACCUGCCGUCGUUCCGACUCCGACACCAUCCACAGGCGGUGAUGGCAACCCCUGCACGGAGACCUCGCCACUCAGUCACGACCAUCGUGUGCCGUAUGGGUCUCAUCAGGACAUCAGCUCUACAUCGUCUCGCCUCAGCAAGUCGUGAAGCCUAUGUAUUUCUGCAUACGAACCAUAAGGAGGUCGAGGAUAACGAAGGAAGUGUUAAUCUUGCUGAGGCGACAAAUCAACUAGGGAAAAGUGUGCGCGGGGGCCAUCGCUUUGGGAAGGGUAUUGACUAAUGCUAUUUGGACAACAAGGUGGAGAACUUUGGUGUAGUCAUAGCAAACUGUUUUAUGGACUUUGAACUUCUUGAAAGUGUUAAACUGUGUCCCAUAUUGGGACCUGAAUCCAUACCUUUGUUUUUCGUAGAUAACGUACUAUUAAUUGAGCUAUCCAACGAACUUCAGGCUUCUAUGGAGAACAUCGUUUUCUUCCUGUUCAUACACCUCGAGUAUACUCCUCCAUUCAUCGCUGGACUAGCGCACCUGGGACAGAUGAAAGCGACGAAGAUUUGUUAAUCGCAGAUUGUGGUCUAGAGACGAUAUGUCGGUUGGUGACUCGUAUCAACUGUUAUUGAAGCAGCAGGUUCACUAUACAGGGUGUUCGGAAAUUAGGAAAUUCCUGUUACAAAUUUCUAGGACUUGUAGAGGGGAGUGAGUACAUAAUAUUUUGAAUAGGGACCCACGUCCGGAAACGUACCGUUUCCAUUCUAACAGAUGUUUAACUCAUCCACUUCUGCUUGAGGAACUGAAGUGGCCGUGACGCAGUACAGUUGUUAGAUAAGAGUUCGAAAGGAAACAUAAGGGAACAUCAAUUUCUCACCUAAGCACAUUUGUUUGUAUUGACACUUAAACAUUACCUGUUUACAUCAUUCCACAUGAAAAAGGACCCAGCAUACUGUAUGAUGAUGAUGAUGAUGAUGAUGAUGAUGAUGAUGAUGAUGAUGAUGUCUGGCUUGUGGGGCGCUCAAGUGCGCGGUUAUCAAAGCCCGGAUUGAAGUUUUCACACAGUCCACUUCUCUUUUACACAGUCCAAGAUAGCCACUGUCACGACCGAUGAUGAUGACGACGAUGAAAUGAUGAGGACAACACAAACACCCAGUCCCCAGACAGAGAAAAUCGUUACGGACAUUGUACCUACGAACGGCUUCCUGGUACACACUCUCCGUCCCAUCUGGUGUCUCUUCAAUUUCUACCGCAGCGACCAAAAUCCCUGCCACCAGAUCUUCCUCUGUCUCUAGUGGAGUCUCGUAGAAGGCAGACUCUAAGUGACAUCAGGUGGCCGUCUAGUCAAGUACACGCCAUCCCGUCUACACUAUUGCAUACCAGGACAAGCAGCUCUGAGACUUUUCUCUUUCCCUCAGCAGACGUAGACGCUUUGCGCACCCGAAGUGAAACAGUCGUAGAACGCAAACAGUACGCUUCUGGACACGGGUUCCUAAUGAUAAACGAGGGUUGGAACUUAAAUAGUGGCAACUAUUUACUCACAACCGAUACAAAAGAGUUGCUGUCCUUCAAAGUAGUCAGCAGCGUUGUGUAGAAUCCGUGCUAGCGAUGUGGAAGGCGUAUUAUACCGUUAUCAGAGCCUGUUCUGUUGAUCAAGGGAAUGGAGCGGUCUACUGCCUGCCGAAUCUCUCGAACAGUUCUGAAGCGGCUGCCAGGAAGUGGUUCCUUCAUCUUCGGAAUUAAAUCAAAGUCACAAGAACUUAAGUCGUAUUACUGUUCGUUUUUGGAGCAUCACCUGCCACCAGCUUUGCGAAAGAAGCGGCGACACUUUCUGCGCAGCCCACCCACCAUUUUGCACGACAAUGCGCGGGCGCAUACAGCGCAAGCUGUGGCUGCUCUGUUCGGUCGAUGGGACUGGGAAGUACUGUACCAUCCACCAUACUCCCCGGACUUAAGUUCUUAAGACUAUUAUUUGAUUCCGAAGAUGAAGGAACCACUUCGUGGCAUUCGCUUCAUAACUGUUCAAGAGAUUAGACAGACAGCAGACCGCUCCAUUCGGACCAUCAGCAAAACAGGCUCUGCUAACGGUACACUACGCCUUCCACAUCGCUGGCAACGGGUUCUACACAACGUUGGUGACUACUUUGAAGGACAGUAUCUGGUGCUAACAUGUAACUCUUUUUUAUCGGUUGUGAGUAAAUAGUUGCCACUAUUUAAGUUCCAACCCUCGUAUUAUGUACUCACACUCCUCUGCAAGUCCUAGAAGUUCGUAACGGUUUGUUUUUUUUCGAACACCCUGCAUAUGCUAUCAUGAGAACACUGUCGCCCGGAUUAACGUCGGACGAACCACCAGUCAAGCACAACACUGUGGGAAAAGACCCGUACUCGCUCAUCACCAAUCAAAUGAUCAACGCUACUGGUAGAAGCGUUUUUGCACGCCGAAAUAUCGUUCCCUUUCGAUGCAAACAUCCUGCCAUACGCUUAAAACAACUUCAGUCAGGAAUUUAGUUCUACAAAUAGAAAUGUGAUGAUCAGCAUCAGCCUGCAGUUUCAAGGAGAGCUACUUACAACAGUUAAGAGGAGAGACUUGACUUGCUGUUUACAUCUCUCAUAGUCACAUGACAAGUGCGACCACACGUAGGGGCUCAUUUGAGUUAAGACUUCAAAAUAUGUUGAGGGAGUAUACGACAUACAAAAAAAAGUAUAGGAUAAUCCUACUGAAUGAGAGCAAUAUAAAAAAUUAAACUAUUCACUUUCUACUGCAUGGGACUGUUGUCAAAGAAACAGAGUAACUCCAUUCGGGGAAUCACUAUUUUAACCUGUAUAUGCUGUGACACCACUGUCCAGGGGAGAAAGUUGUGGUUAUUUAAAUACUAGUAUCAGCCA
This is a messenger RNA of Schistocerca gregaria, 3672 nucleotides long. RefSeq lists its product as uncharacterized. NCBI's taxonomy places the organism in Eukaryota, Metazoa, Arthropoda, Insecta, Orthoptera, Acrididae. The record is from RefSeq and is a predicted model, not a curated record. Bases 504 to 947 code for a protein of 147 amino acids. The transcript has 4 exons.